Molecule: messenger RNA, 2017 nt
Organism: Rubroshorea leprosula
Lineage: Eukaryota; Viridiplantae; Streptophyta; Magnoliopsida; Malvales; Dipterocarpaceae
Source: the annotation of a GenBank genome assembly
GCAGGUUGGGUUUAUUGUUGGUGGAGACUUUCCGACCUAUUUUUUUCUACUUCUGUGUUUGGGGCAUGGAAGAGCUGGCCAUGCUCAGGCAGCUCAUCGCUCAGCUUCAGGAUUUUCUUCAUCUCUACGGCUCUCCGCCGCCGCCACCGCCACCGCCGUCGUUGUCUUCCAACCUUCCGUUCUACCUCCUCCAUUACCACCACUCCCCGACCCCGCCGCAUCAGCAGCAGCAGCAGCAGCAGCAGCAACCGCAGCAAGAAGACAACCACAGAUGGUGCAUUCCCACUAUUGAUGAUAGUUCUACAGAUGAUUGCUUCACUCUCAUGAUGGCAGCUGGAAAAUCUGGAAGUUGCAAGAUGUUGGAAUCGUCCAAGCCUCCAUCAAAUAAGAAAGCAAGAAAGGAGCGGAACAGAGGUAAAUUACCUGGCACUACCAGUCCAAGUGAAGCAAUGGAGCAGGAAAUCUGGAAGGAGUUUCCAGAAGACCUUUUUGAAGCAGUCAUUGCAAGGCUUCCCAUUGCCACAUUCUUUCGCUUCCGUUCUGUUUGCCGGAAAUGGAACUUCUUGCUAGACUCACAAAGUUUUGCUCAGCACUGUUCUGAAGUCACACCAGCAAAUCCCUGGUUCUAUACAAUUAGUCAUGAAAAUGUGACAUCUGGAGCCAUGUAUGAUCCUUCCUCAAAGAAAUGGCACCACCCCACCAUCUCCUUCCUGCCAACAAAGAUGACUGUCCUGCCAGUUGCUUCAGCAGGGGGCCUAGUUUGCUUUCUUGAUAUUGGUCAUAGGAACUUCUAUGUAUGCAACCCUUUGACUGAAUCAUUCAGAGAAUUGCCAGCUAGGUCAGUUAAGGUAUGGUCCCGUGUUGCUGUUGGGAUGACCCUGAAUGGGAAGUCAGCUGUUUCAGGCUACAAGAUCCUUUGGGUUGGGUGUGAUGGUGAGUAUGAAGUUUAUGAUUCAGUGAAGAACUCAUGGAGUCGACAUGGAAGCAUGGCAGCAGACAUUAAGCUGCCACUAUCACUGAACUUCCGGUCACAAGCAGUUUCCAUUGGCAGCACUCUUUACUUCAUGCGGUCAGAGCCCGAAGGGAUUGUGUCCUAUGACAUGAUUACUGGGGUAUGGAAGCAAUUUAUCAUCCCAGCCCCACUUCAUCUAAGUGACCACACACUAGCUGAGUGUGAUGGUAGGAUCAUGCUUGUGGGGUUGCUGACAAAAAAUGCUGCCACUUGUGUGUGCAUAUGGGAGCUGCAGAAGAUGACGCUCUUGUGGAAGGAGGUUGACAGAAUGCCAAAUAUAUGGUGCUUGGAGUUUUAUGGGAAGCACGUUAGGAUGACUUGCUUGGGCAACAAAGGAUUGCUCAUGUUGUCACUGAGAUCAAGACAAAUGAAUCGGUUGGUUACUUACAAUGUGAUGAAUAGAGAAUGGCUGAAGGUUCCUGGAUGUAUGGUGCCGCGAGGAAGGAAGCGACAGUGGAUUGCUUGUGGCACUGCCUUUCACCCCUGCCUCACUGCUACUGCCUGAUUUCUAACUUCCGUUGUACUUUUGAUGCCAAUGGCAGUCGAGGGUGGUAGUUUUCCAUCAGCUAUAGCAUCUAUGCUUGUUAGCCGGUCACAAUCUUCUGGUGCAAGUUCCUCCUCAGCCGAAGGUGCUAUGUUGCUUUAGGGGCAGAGGAGUGAUUAAAUGGUGAUGGCAGCCUCUUUGUGCUGUGCUAAAUAUGUGAAUUAAUAACUGUCAUUUCCUGAAGUCUUUGAUUAUGUCAUGUGAUAGUUCUCAGCUGUGUAAGAAUAUUUGCUUAUUCACGGUGAAUUGAGAUGAUUCAUUGAUGGGUCGGUGGUUAAUACUUUAAACAAUAUGUUGAAAAGGUUCCUAAUUGAAUGUCUGAUACCUGGAGUGGAGGCUAAAGCAAUCGUCAAUAUUCAAGCAACUUCACGCGGAGGACGCUAGGAUUCCAAAUAAUAGUCUUUUGUUUAGCUUUUGCACUGCAUUCUUGAAUUGCAUCUCUUUUUCAGAAGCUGACCAGC